Messenger RNA from Alligator mississippiensis (American alligator), 1656 nucleotides. It is a transcript of the gene HMOX1, whose product is annotated as heme oxygenase 1. The transcript has 5 exons. Gene Ontology annotation, biological process: heme catabolic process; response to oxidative stress; heme oxidation. Gene Ontology annotation, molecular function: heme oxygenase (decyclizing) activity; heme binding. Lineage: Eukaryota; Metazoa; Chordata; Crocodylia; Alligatoridae. The coding region runs from base 121 to 1011 and encodes 296 amino acids. The record is from RefSeq and is a predicted model, not a curated record.
GACGGGCAGCUCAGCUCAGCAGCUUCCAAGAGUCCUGAGACGAGAGAGAACGGAGAAGAGGGAAAGAUCAUACGAAGGCUGUAGAGGAGCAAAGAAGAGAAGAAAGAAAAGCAAAGAGAAAUGGAAACGUCCAGGACGGCCAGCCCUGAAACCACAACCAGAGACCUGUCAGAGUCCAUAAAGGAAGCCACCAAGGAGGUGCAUGAACAGGCAGAGAACACAGAGUUCAUGAAGAAGUUUCAGAAGGCAGAAGUGUCACUCCAGGAAUUUAAGCUGGUUACAGCUUCUUUGUACCACAUCUACUCUGCUCUGGAGGAGGAGAUUGAGCGUAACAAGGAGCACCCAGCCUAUGCCCCUGUUUACUUCCCAGCUGAGCUUCACCGCAAAGAUGCCCUGGAACAAGACUUGGAGUAUUUCUAUGGCCCUAUGUGGAGGGAAGAGAUCCCUUGUUCCCAGGCCACUCAGAAAUAUGUGGAGAGAAUCCACUAUGUGGGUCAGCAUGAACCUGAGACCCUGGUAGCCCAUGCCUAUACAAGAUAUUUGGGAGAUCUGUCUGGUGGGCAGGUGCUAAAGAAGAUAGCCCAGAAAGCUCUUCAGUUGCCUGUUACUGGAGAGGGCCUAGCUUUUUUCACUUUUGAUGGUGUGUCCAGUGCCACAAAGUUCAAGCAGCUCUAUCGGUCCCGGAUGAAUUCCAUUGAGAUGGACCCAGCCACCAAAGACAAAGUCUUGGAGGAAGCCAAGAACACAUUCCUGCUAAAUAUACAACUGUUUCAAGAGCUGCAGAAGAUGAUGUCUCAGGGCAACGAGAACAAUCGCCCUGCACAACAGAAGCCAGAGCUUCGCACAAGGAACACGAACAGAACACAUGAGCACGCUUCAGCUCCUAUGAAAGAUGACGGAAAGGCAAAGAUGAGGCACACGGACCUGCUGCUCAGCACUCCUCUUGUACGGUGGAUUCUCGCUCUUAGCUUCAUAGUGACAACGGUGGCUGUGGGCUUCUUUGCCAUGUGAAUAGAUGGCACUCUAGACCUCACCCUCUGGCUGCUCCCCAUAUACUGCAAAAUAACAUGUCCUACCCAGUUUAUAAGAGAAAUUCCCCUCUCUGAACACUGUGAUCUUAGCUGUGCCACUAACUUUAGAGUACUCUCCCAAAAGACUCAGAGAACUUGAAGGGGUCUGCAUGAACUCUCUCCCAUGUGUGCUGAGAACAUUUCUGUAUUGAGACGCUGAACUCCUCACCAAAGAGGCAUGGACCAGGAUCUGCCACUGUUUCAAACUGUUCCUGCAAAGAGUCCUAGGUAAAGCAUGGGCUGGCAUGUUUCCUGCCAUCCAAGAAGUAAACUCAACUGGAGCUUUUGUUUGCUUGAUGUUUUGUAAUGCUGGCCGCUACUGUUACAAUUGCUUCUGUGAAUUAAUAAGGCUCCCCUAGAAUUAUAAACUGUUUUAUAUGACACUAUCAGCUCUUUGGCAUAUAUUUGUUUGGGUUUUUUUUACAAUCAUGACUCUUUGUUUAUUUGGAUUUUUUUUACAAUCACAAAUCACAGAUCACUUUGGUUUUUAAACAGCAGAAUGCAGUUGUUGAAGGUAUUGUGUUGUCCAUGUCCUUGUGUUUUGUCUGUAUAAUUUAUUCAUACAAUAAACCUCCACGGAAAAUGA